Eutrema salsugineum is the source of this 1750-nucleotide messenger RNA. Its product is annotated as F-box/kelch-repeat protein At1g64840. Gene Ontology annotation, molecular function: protein binding. The transcript has 3 exons. The record is from RefSeq and is a predicted model, not a curated record. NCBI's taxonomy places the organism in Eukaryota, Viridiplantae, Streptophyta, Magnoliopsida, Brassicales, Brassicaceae. Bases 258 to 1622 code for a protein of 454 amino acids.
GGUACGGACUCUUCUUCACCAUUUUGGUACAAAAUUGUAAAAAUGUCUAAUUUCUUAUCGAAUUCUUUAGUUGGAUUCGAUUUCUUCUCUGUUUCCAGUAUCUAUUGUCACUAUCGAGUUCUUGUGCUCUGUGUUUAUGCAUUCGGAAUAUGAAUUGUUAUGUGGUUAUCUUCUCUUUCCAUGUUUGUUUACAGUAUACUAAUCCCUAGAAGCUAAAAUUUUCUUACAUAUUUCGGAAAUCGCAGCAAUAAGCAAACAUGGCACCGAAGAAGAAGACAUCAAACAUGGUUUGGGUUAAGAAAUCGCAGCAAUCAUCGAAAAUGCCAGAACCUGCGACGGAGAAGAAGAUAUCAUCAAUGAUGCCAGACUCGUCUCUUCUCCCAGAAUAUGUUUCAAAACUGCAGCUUUCUUCCUCUCCAUCAGCAAAAACGGCACAACCUGCAACGAAAGAGCACACAUUGUCUAUCCCCGAUUGGUCUCUUCUCCCUGAAGAGCUACUCCACAUUAUCUCCGAGAAGCUAGAGGACAGUUUCGAUGUUAUUCAUGCUCGGUCUGUUUGCCGCCCAUGGCGAUCCAGCUUUCCUUUUCCUUCCUGCCUAUUACGCACAAGUUAUUCUUUUCCCUCGUUUGCCCAGUUCCCUCGCAAAAGAAAAGGCUUGUGCACACUCGAGAAGUUCCCUAUGUUCCUCUUUAGAGUCCGAUCUCCUGCUGAUGCGUUGCCUUCUGAGUUUUUUGUUGGAGGAAUAAGUCCAGAUAAGUCAGAUGAUGAUGAUGAUGGUAUAGAGCUUCCUUCUCCAAUUCAAUGCUCAGUGAAAGUGAAGAUAGGAGAAUCUGAUCCGACUUUAAUGAACAUUCUCGACUGUCAGAUUCUCCCUCUAGGCUAUCAAUACAGAAUGAUCGGUUGGGAUCCUGAUUCAUUAGCAACAAGUUACAGAGGCGUGGCUUUUCUUCCACUAAACAAGGAGGGAGGAGAAGGAGAAUUCGUGGUGCUUAUUGGCUAUUCGCAUGACUUGUAUUAUUUAAGGAGUAGUGAAAUGAGGUGGAGGCGGCUUGAGAAAACCUCAAGAGCUGAUUGCAACGAUAUAGUCACGUUUAGAGGUAAGUUCUACGUAGUCUUUCUUAACGGGGACGUGUUCGUUAUCGAUCCUUAUUCGCUUGAAGCAACUCCCUUGAGGCCCUCUGAGCGUCUGAGCUCGCAAAACUAUCUUGUUCCAUCUGGUGACGAAGAGCUUUUCCUAGUUGAGAGAAUCAUCCUUCGUGGUACUGGAGUGUUAGAAUUUAGCAAGUUAACAUGUAGAGUGAGUAAGCUAGAUGUGGAAGCUGGUGAAUGGGUCGUGGUCACUGAUUUGGGAGACCGUGUGUUGCUGAUAGGACAACCGGGAAAUUGCUCAGGGAAUAGCUCUUGCUCUGCUAAGGAGCUUCCUGAUGGUUGUGGUGUGAGUGGGAACUCGAUGUUAUUCAUCAAUGAAAUAUUCAAUUCGACUUACUCUUAUAAGUAUGGAGUAGAUACAGGAAAUGCUGAAGAUGACCUUAGCUUUUGGAGGUCGUCAAAAGAGACUUGUGUGACGAUCCUCUGUACAUCUCCAAUGGUGGCUCUCCGGAUAGACCAUGAGAAGCCGUAAAAUCUUAGUUUUGGAUACAUGUUGUUGGCUUUGUUUUUAUUAGAACAAAGAAAAAUUAUUUCCUUAUGAUUUCAAGUAAUGAUUUUGUGAUCUCUGAUCUUAUGGUGAUACUUAGUAGUUGUAAACUA